Mobula hypostoma (lesser devil ray) is the source of this 2005-nucleotide messenger RNA. RefSeq names its product checkpoint kinase 1 (gene chek1). The record is from RefSeq and is a predicted model, not a curated record. Gene Ontology annotation, biological process: protein phosphorylation; DNA damage checkpoint signaling. Gene Ontology annotation, molecular function: ATP binding; protein serine/threonine kinase activity. Lineage: Eukaryota; Metazoa; Chordata; Chondrichthyes; Myliobatiformes; Myliobatidae. The transcript has 13 exons. The coding region runs from base 112 to 1548 and encodes 478 amino acids. Gene Ontology annotation, cellular component: cytoplasm.
GGGGAACGUAAGGCGCCAAACUCGGUCGGGAGUGUUGCGGCAAGAGAAACAAAGUUUGUGCCGGGUCACUCGGCGGGCCUGGCGGAGCAGCAUCAUUCGUGAUUGUGUAGGAUGAUGGCAGUUCCAUUUGUGGAAGAUUGGGAUCUGGUGCAGACUUUGGGUGAAGGAGCAUAUGGCGAGGUACAAUUGGCAAUUAAUCGACGAACAAAGGAAGCAGUGGCAGUGAAGAAAGUGGACACCACACAUGCUCGUGACUGCCCUGAUAACAUCAAGAAAGAAAUCUGCAUCAAUAAGAUGUUGAACCAUGAAAACAUCGUCCGCUUUUACGGGCAUCGUCGAGAGGCACAUAUCCAAUACUUGUUUUUGGAGUAUUGCAGUGGAGGAGAGCUCUUUGAUAGAAUAGAGCCUGAUGUGGGGAUGCCUGAAGCAGAUGCUCAUAGGUUUUUCCAGCAGCUGAUAGCAGGAGUGGAAUACCUUCAUAGCAUUGGAAUUACACACAGGGACAUCAAGCCAGAAAAUCUGUUACUUGAUGACCGAGAUAACCUGAAGCUCUCUGAUUUUGGUUUGGCGACAGUUUAUAGACACAAUGGCCGGGAGAGGUUAUUAAAUAAAAUGUGCGGCACUUUACCGUAUGUUGCCCCAGAACUACUGAAGAGGAAGGAGUUCCAUGCAGAACCUGUGGAUGUGUGGUCCUGUGGAAUUGUCCUUGUUGCCAUGCUGGCUGGAGAGUUACCCUGGGACCAGCCUGCUGUGAGUUGCCAAGAGUACUGCGAUUGGAAUGAAAAGAAACUAUAUCUGACACCAUGGAAGAAGAUUGAACCUUUCCCAUUGAGUCUGCUGAACAACAUUCUAAUUGAAGGUCCAAAGAGCAGAGCCACUAUUUCAGAUAUCAAAAAGGACAAGUGGUUCAGUAACCAGUUUAAAAAAGGUGUGAAGAGAACUCGGUUGACCUCUGGUUGCUCUAAUGAUUCUCAGGGACCUUUCUCUAAACACAUUCAUUCCAAUGUGGACCUGGCCCCUGUUAGUGAUCUGCCCUGGAGGGAGGAUCAAGUGGGAAUCUCUAUCUCCCAGCCCGAGCCUCGGAUUGCCUUGUCGUUAUGUGAAUCCAGUCAUUCCAGUAUUGAUAAUCUAGUACAAGGUAUCAGUUUCUCCCAGCCUAUUUGUACAGAUCACAUGCUUGUUGGCAGCCAAUUACAGAGCACUCCUGGAUCAUCACAGAAUCCUUGGCAGCGGUUAGUGAAACGCAUGACUCGCUUCUUCACAAAGUUGAACGCUGAACGAUCCUACCUCAGCCUGCAUGAUGUCUGUGAGAAAUUAGGCUAUACCUGGAAGAAAAAUUGCAACAACCAGGUGACCAUAUCGACAGUGGACAGACGGAACAACAAGUUGAUAUUCAAAGUGAAUCUGAUUGAAAUGAACGAGAGGAUUCUAGUGGACUUUAGAUUGUCUAAGGGUGAUGGUCUUGAAUUCAAAAGACACUUUGUGACUAUAAAGCACAAGCUAAGUGACAUCAUCUAUACUCAGAAGAUCCUGACGCCUGUUGCCUGAUUUUAUUUCUUGAGCACUGUAUCUCUGCUCAGUAUCUGUGGCUGGACUACAUUCUUUGGCUUGUCUUGAAGACACUAAGGUUCUGAGAUUGUUUAUGAGUUGAACCCCAACCAUAAUUAACCUGUGGAAAUUUACCCAGGUCAAAAAUAAUGCUUCUCUCUAAUCCCAUUCUGAGUGUCCAGGUCACAGUCUGAUCUUCAUUUUAGGAAAGUUGGGAGGUUCUAUGUCUCGAGGUAUGUGUAACCACUGGAUGAGAAUUAUGUGUUCAGCAGACUCGAAUUUCACAAUCAAAGUUAAAUCAAUGGGGAAAUAGGAUCAUCAUUCACCACAGGGUGAGAAUAAUGGGCCAAUAAAGUAUUUAUUGCAGCAGCUGCUCCAACUUGUGGGUCAGCUUCUGAAAUAUUCUGGAACUAUUAGGGUUUUUUUUUUACAAAUAUUAAAUAAAAAUGCCUGUCCU